UUAUAAAUAGUGCAAAUUUAUUCACAGAAUUCAAAUUCCCAUCUGAAUAACAUGGAUUUGAGAACCAUAGCUUCAAUGGUUCUUAUCUUUUUCCUCAGGUUUAAUGGGGUUGAAGGAGGAGCUCUCCAGUACAACUUUUAUGAGAAUUCUUGCCCACACCUUGAAGACAUUGUCAGCACUGGCCUUCAUCCCAUCUUCCUCACUGAUCCCACCUCAGCUCCUGCUUUGUUGAGGCUCUUUUUCCAUGACUGCCAAGUUCAGGGCUGCGAUGCUUCCAUUCUGGUUGAUACGGUUAAGGCAAACAGGCUAUCAGAGAUGACUUCAGCAAAGAAUUUUGGAAUCAUGAAGAGGGAUUUAAUCGGCAAUCUGAAAACAUUGGUUGAAGAUGAAUGCCCCGGACAAGUUUCAUGUGCCGACAUCCUCGUACUGGCCGCUCGUGAGGCGGUUGCUUUGUCCGGGGGCCCACUGAUAAAGGUUCCCUUGGGACGGCGGGAUUCCUCCGCUGCUCCAAGUUAUCAACUCGCCGAUUCCCUCAUCCCUCCUGCAACUACUGGGGUCGAUGAGAUGCUUCGUAUUUUUACCGGUAAAGGAAUGACCGUGGAAGAAUCUGUCGCCAUUAUUGGCUCACAUACGCUAGGAAUUACACAUUGUUUAAACAUUCUGAAUCGUCUUUACAAACCAAAAGGUGUCGAGGAUCAAGGAACAUUUGAAGCAUUCUUGAGGUUAACUUGUCCUAAAGGAUCUUUAAUCUCAAACUUAACUUUUGUUCUUAAUGAUAUUACCCCGACACUGUUCGAUCAUCAUUAUUACAUGAAUGCAAUGGAAGGCCGUGGUGUGCUGACAAUUGAUGCUGAAAUGGUAAUUGAUCCCCGGACGGCUCAAAUUGUGGAACAUUUUGCCACCAAUCAGGAUGAUUUCUUUCAUGCAUUUUCCACUGCCUUUCUGAAGCUCUCUAGCUCAGGUGUGCUCACCGGGGAUCAAGGUGUUAUAAGAAGGAAAUGCAAUGUAAUAGACUAA
Molecule: messenger RNA, 1017 nt
Organism: Corylus avellana
Lineage: Eukaryota; Viridiplantae; Streptophyta; Magnoliopsida; Fagales; Betulaceae
Product: Peroxidase family protein
Biological process (GO): response to oxidative stress; hydrogen peroxide catabolic process
Molecular function (GO): peroxidase activity; heme binding
Source: RefSeq, a predicted model, not a curated record